UUUUGCCAGUACGCACCAACUGCGUACUGCAAGAGUAGUCGAACCAAGAGAAGUCGAGACAAGGCACUAGAGGGUCGGCUGUCCACACGUUUGUGGUGCCGGCAGUUCGGGCAGUUUCGGCACAGUCAACAUGAACAGAACUGGAGUGUCGACCUUACUACAGCUCACAAGUCGGGCUUUAAGAACUCCUGUUUCCAGUGCAAGGUCGAUCAUGAAGUACCACGAACCGGAAUAUCUUCAGUAUUUGAAACCGCCACUGCCAGUUCACGAAGGGCUUAUUAAUGUCCAGCUGAAAGGUUACGACUUCACCGUGCUCGAGAAUAAUGCCAGAAAAGUGGCUAAAAUAGCGGCGAUGUUGGGCAUUCGGGUUUCAGAAUGCUGGGCUACCCCUUUGGAAUCAAUGGCAAUAUCUACGUAUAAACCACAGAGCACUACAGUGGAGGACACGUUCAAGCUGAACGUUUACGAGCGAAACAUUCAGGUGUCCGAGCUGCCGGGAGUCAUGGCGCCGAUCUUCCUGGAAGCUGUCCAGCUCAGUCUGGCCGAGGGCGUUCGUCUGAGUGUGCACCGGCACCUCCCCGAGCACGAGGAGAUUCGCUACGUGCCCGACCUAGAGCUGGAGGAGCUGCAGAGGCAGCUGGACGAGAUCGUCAACCCACCCACGUCCAAGCAUGUCAAGAAGCAGUUCUGAUGCCUUUUGUGUGGCAUGCGUCAUUGUAAAUAAAGUGUAGAUGCUGUGGGGA
This is a messenger RNA of Dermacentor silvarum, 743 nucleotides long. RefSeq names its product 39S ribosomal protein L48, mitochondrial-like (gene mRpL48). Gene Ontology annotation, cellular component: mitochondrial ribosome. Lineage: Eukaryota; Metazoa; Arthropoda; Arachnida; Ixodida; Ixodidae. The coding region runs from base 131 to 691 and encodes 186 amino acids. The record is from RefSeq and is a predicted model, not a curated record. The transcript is spliced from 6 exons.